GUGACAUCACACCUGUGACGUAGCAUUAGCGAGACCACAUCUGCGCGACUAUAAAGCGCAAGCCGGGAGAUCCAGCCAGCACAUCCAAAAAGCACUCUCAGGUUCAGGUUCGGAGCCAGACUCGCUCGAGAUGAUGAUGAAGAACCUCCUCGCGCUCCUCUCGCUGCUCUCCUGCCUCGCGCUGAGCGCUGCCAGCCCGCGCCCGCUGCGCCAUCCCCCUCGCUCCCCCCCGCUGGACAGCUCCGAGACCUGGAACAACCUCUUCACCAUGUGCAAGGACGCAAGGGCGCAAGACAAAGACCACGAGACGCGGCUGAUCCCCAGGAUCCCGAGCGAGAAGAUGAAAGAUGGGACAAUGUGCUGCGGGAACGUCAAGAUCCUCGAGUACUACCUGAACCAUAUCCUGCACCAGGUCACCGGCAGCUAUUCUCGGAUGGACCUGGUCAGGCAUGAGCUGCGCAGAGUGGCCAGAGACCUGGAGCCUCACUGUCGCUCCAACCUGGCUGGCCAUGAGCACUUUCAGAGCUUCACAGAGAACCUGCAGCUGGCUGGACAGAUGUACAAGAGUAAUGCUACAGCCCACAACAAGGCAAUAGGAGAGACUGAUAUCCUCUUCCACUACCUCUACGAGACCUGCAAACCCCAGGCCUGAAGCUUCGAGGAGCAGCUUACUGUUCAAUAUGCUCUGCCUUAUUUCUGACCCCAAAAAGUGUUUUUUGAAACAUUGCUGUUUUAAUAUUUAACAUGCAAAUUGUUAUUUAUUUGUUUGAUAUUUAUUUUGUCUAUUUAUUAUAUAUUAUGACUAAAUGCUUGAGUUUUUACAGACAGUACACUCACACAGUGUGUGCCUGCACUGUUGCAAGUCAUUGUAAGGCCUAACAAGAGGCCACAGAAAUAUAUACCUGGCUUGGAGUCAAAGUCCAGAGCCAGGGCACUGGAAUGUAAAUGCAUUAUAAAAGCAUUUUUACUCUCUUUUUUAUUUUAAUAUUGAAAUUUGUAUUCUUUAAUAUUGCCUUAUUUAAAACUGCACUUCUACAAAUGUUAUUG
This is a messenger RNA of Pygocentrus nattereri (red-bellied piranha), 1047 nucleotides long. It is a transcript of the gene il22, whose product is annotated as interleukin 22. Gene Ontology annotation, cellular component: extracellular region. The record is from RefSeq and is a predicted model, not a curated record. The coding region runs from base 131 to 652 and encodes 173 amino acids. Lineage: Eukaryota; Metazoa; Chordata; Actinopteri; Characiformes; Serrasalmidae. The transcript is spliced from 5 exons.